GCUUUUUCUCCGUGCACGUUGCACGUUUCCUUGUUCAGCUUCUGUCACCAACCAGCAUGUAAUUAAUUCAAUUCACUGGACGCAUAUACCGGUACACACUCUCUCGCUUUCAUUUAGACAACAGUCGCAGCAAAGAAAUUGGACACAACUCGUGACGAUUUUUGGUCCCUUUGCUUUCUUGCUCGAUAUCCAACCCUAAUGUGCUUCAAUACAUUUGCGUAAGAUUUCAAACGUUUCAGUGAUACGACAAGGCCCGUCGAGCCAUUUUCCAAUUGCUUUAGCUCGCCCUAGUAUCGCCAGCUUGGGAUCCCCAUGACGGACCGAAUCAUGUCAACCAAACAGCCUAUUGACGCCGAUGCUUUGCUACCAAGGGAUGCAAAUGUUCAGCUCCCACAUCGCGUAGUAGAGAAUGCUAAGAAUAAAGCACCGGCUACCAAAGCUCUCCAGAAGGAAAAAGAGCUGCCCCCCCAGCCUCCUUCCAUCAUCCCCGAACCGCCAAGUUUCGACCGUAAAAAUGGCGCUACAUACCAAGUUGGAAAGAUGCUGGGAAAGGGUGGAUUCGCCGUAUGUUACGAGGGAUAUCUUACCCGAGAUGAUGGAAGUAAGAGGAAGUACGCCUUGAAGAUUGUAAGGAGCAAGAUGCCGCCCAAGAUGGAGCAAAAGUUCCAAACUGAAUUGCAAAUCCACUCGAAGAUGAAGCAGCAGAAUAUUGUCCAGUUUCUAAGAGCUUUUUCCUUUGAGAAUUGUACCUAUCUCAUCCUCGAACUGUGCCCCAAUGGCUCGUUGAUGGAUAUGGUCAAGCGAAGGAGGGGUCUAACAGAGCCCGAAGUACGAUUCUACUCGGUGCAAAUUGCCGGCGCUAUCAAGUAUAUGCACGCCAAAGGCAUCAUCCACCGAGACUUAAAGAUGGGCAAUAUCUUUCUCGACAAGAAUAUGAACGCCAAAAUUGGUGAUUUCGGCUUGGCAGCGUUGCUAGUCACAGGUAAAGAUAUGCAGACAAUUCGGCGCACAACCUUGUGUGGCACGCCGAACUAUAUUGCACCCGAGAUUUUGGAGAAGGGAAAGAAGGGUCACGAUCAUAUGGUUGAUAUAUGGAGCUUAGGCAUUAUUAUGUUUGCAAUGCUUACUUCUAAGCCACCGUUCCAAUCAUCGACGACGGAUGAGAUCUAUCGUCGUGCCAAGAAUCGAGACUACGAAUGGCCUAAGCCUGAGACAUCUAACAAAUAUAUCUCACAGGAAGCCAAGGACGUUGUCGCUACUAUGCUGGAAGAGGCAGACCGCCGGCCAGACCCGGACACUAUUGUUCAACAUGAUUUCUUCCUCUCGGGCUAUGUUCCGACAGCAUCGGAGAUAACAACAAAGUUGCGAGACUUCCCACCUGACGCGGAUCAUUUUUAUGCUGUAGAUUUGACGCCCCGAAUGGCCUCACAAAAUCUGCGCAACUUGAAAGAGAUGUGCAGGAGUUGCGAGGUUGGACCGUGGAGCAACGCUCAGUCAGUACACAAGAGCACCUGGCGAGAGGUUGCUCUUGAAGAAAAGGCUGGAUUAACCCCUAUUAUCCCUCUUGUUGAGGGUAUUGUGUAUAGACCAUAUGAAGAGGUUAGCAAGGAACAGAAUCUUGCCCAGGUACCCUCUCGAUUGCCUCCUCAGCCAGCCAUGAGCAAAGAGGAUGAGGGAUCAGGAUCCCAAGGAGGUGUAAAUGGCCUUUUACGCGCACCUCCUCAAAGUUUCGCUGCGCAGCAACGGGCACAAGGCCGACCAACAAGAACAGCUGCUAUGCCACGAUCCCGUACGUUAGAUGAAAUGCCCGCGCCUAGUGCUAGUGGUACUAUGCGAUCACGUUCAAGGCGAGAACUCCCCCAAAGCUCCACACAGGCCAAUCUCUCAUCGAGAGCAACCACGGGAUCUUCCACCACUACAAUUCAACGGACUAGAACGGCUGAGACUAGAACGAUUGAGACUACAGUGCCAGUACCCGCUCCCGCGCCUGCGCCUGCGCCUGCGCCCACCCCAAUAGUGGAAGUUAAGAGAACGGAAACUCAGCGAAAGCCAAGUGAACAAACGACGAUGACAACGAAGUCGAGCUCAACGGGACCACCAUCGGGAAGCCUUUUUGGGCCAACGGAACGCAAGAUGGCAGUAGCGGAAACACACCCGGAUUUUGUCUUGGACAGGCUCCAACGCCUCCAGACCGAGCUUGAGCGUGCUCUGAAUUCGAGAUCGAUGGCAAUUAUGGGCAAGACGCCAACGCCUUCCCCACCUCACAUAGUCGUGAAGUGGGUAGAUUACUCUAACAAAUUUGGUCUUGGCUAUAUCCUAAAUGAUGGAAGCGUGGGUUGUGUCCUCAAGAGCAUACCAGGCAGUGCUAAGGGAGGCAAGACGGUUACCCUCCCCCCGAGUUGCAUUCUAGUUCGGGAGGCUGAACAACAUUGCUCACGACGCCACGAUCCCGGAUAUCCCGAUCGUCAUCAGAUUGUGCCUAUGACACAGGCAAUACAAUUUUACGAAAACAAUGGCGAGACUGGCCUGUCUACCGUAUUUGUCCAUCCUUCCCAAUUCAAAAUUACCGUGGGCCCAGAUGGCACGCCAGGAAAGAUACCGAUAGGUCGGGACAUAUUCGAUUAUCGUAAGAGGGAACACCUUGUUCUAUGGAAGAAGUUUGCCAACUACAUGAUGGCUUACGGCCGGGACCAAGACGCCUCUACGGAUGACGCUGGACUUGUGCAGCCCCCCACGUCUACUAAGCAAACCAUGCCCCCGAGCGAUGUAGUCACCUUUUAUCAACGAAUUGGCGACGUUGGCUGCUGGGUCUUUGCUGAUGGACACCUUCAGUUCAACUUCCCCGAUCACACUAAGAUCGUGCUGGAUGCGACUGGUACUUGGUGUCAUUUCUGGCAUCUUCCACAGGAGGCGGCAGAAAAGCUAGCAUCUAGUGGUGAGCUAGAUGAGAGUGCCCUGGAUGAACGAGCGGUUCUGUCUUAUCCUCUACAAACAUUGCUCAACUUUGCUACCAAACCGGCUAUUCGACCGACGCGCAAUGUUACGCGCAAGCGUCCGGAAAUUAACCCCAUGAUACAAGGUAUACCCGCAGCUAAUGACUUCCGUCGAAAGAUUGAAUUCAUAAAGAACAUGAUUAAAGAGUGGGUCGUCAAUGGUGGUUUAGGUAAUAGUUAUAUGGAUCGCGAGCAUCGUCAGCAGUGGACCGGCUCUCGCGAGACGGUCCACAGCGGACCCAGCAAGCACGUCUGGGUGACGAUCGGAGCGCGAUGGGGCGAUGAGAGAUAUUCGGCUGUCGUCGAUCCUAAGAAGCCUAGAGAGUUAGGCGACGAAGUCGAGCCGAAAUCAUCAUCAUCGUCAUCAUCAAGCUCGUCGUAAGAUGACUGAGUCACGAUAACGUUCAAUGUCGAACGACGAAAUUUAAUAAGUGAGGGCGAAAGGGUUGCAGGGCUAUUUUUGAAGCCACGAGUUGAUGACACAGGGGCGUUUGCAUUCGUCCUUAUUUUAUUUAUUAUAGCCCCAGAUUCAUCGCAUGGCGUAUAGGCAGGCAGUGUACGGUGGUUAAUAUACCUUUAUUGAGAACUCAAUUCAUGAUAAUUCUACUUGAUUUUGCCAAACGUGACGUUUAUGCUGAUUUUCUUGUAUUAUAUGUAGGUGAUUGUUAUACAUGAUGAUGGAUAAGAGCCCUUUCAUGGUAAGGUUAUCGGCUGGUUGGUUACUCGAAGCUGAGACCGAUAUAUGCCUCACUGCUAGACUACCUAAUACGUGUACCUACCUAUAUAUAUAUAG
Messenger RNA from Hypoxylon fragiforme, 3786 nucleotides. RefSeq names its product kinase-like protein. The transcript has 4 exons. Gene Ontology annotation, cellular component: centrosome; nucleus; cytoplasm. Lineage: Eukaryota; Fungi; Ascomycota; Sordariomycetes; Xylariales; Hypoxylaceae. Gene Ontology annotation, molecular function: ATP binding; protein kinase activity; protein binding. The record is from RefSeq and is a predicted model, not a curated record. Gene Ontology annotation, biological process: regulation of cytokinesis; regulation of protein localization to mitotic spindle pole body; mitotic cell cycle. Bases 313 to 3375 code for a protein of 1020 amino acids.